AGUAGGAGAAGCACCCAGAUUGCGUCGCAGACUUUUAGGGUUAUGGUUCCGCCACAGCCGCUUACUGGGUUGAGAUGUCAAACCACUAUUGUCUCUUCCGUGUUCUUCUACCAGAGAUGGCCUAUCUCACUUCUUCUUUGCUGGUUCGAUGGUCUUCUUCGGCGGUGGAGAUUCCUUCUUGUUAUUAGUUCUUCUGAUUGUAGGUGGCAUCUUCGUGACAGAGAGAUAAAUCGAGAAGUCCGAUUGAGAUAGAGACAGAGUUCUGAUCGUGAAGGUGUGGAGAAAGUAGGGGAGUUGACGGGAGUUGUAUUUCAAGUACAACUGGAAUAUGUAAAAGUCGAAGGAGACGAUGGUGGGGAUUUAGGUUUUCAGUCGGGGUUGGGUCGGGUUAAGAGUCGGGUAGGAUAGUAAUGGCACGGGUCGUAAAUAAGUUGAUGUCUUUUGGUUUUUUUGUUAUUUGCACCUCUUUUGUAUUUAAAUUUUAAUGUAAUAUUAAUAGGAAUUAUGGUUGGGUCACGAGAGAAUUUUUCAAAACCAUGUGGGUCACUAGAGCAUUUGAUCCUAAGUUUGGACAAACAAAAACACGUGGUAAAAAUACUCUACGUUACCGAUUCUGCUUUUCCUCAUACAUCUGCGUUCAACCUUUUUUUUUUUGAAAAUUAUAUUAUAAAUCAAACCGUUAAAACGAGAAAUAGUUCCGGUUACAAGCUCGAUUCAAACAAAAGUAUCUAAGUCUACUUAUUACAAUAACUAGCUUCGUCCACCCACUAAACCCAGCACAUUCCGCUAAUCUGCUUUUUGUAAACCAUAGAAAUCGAUUUCUGUUCUCAGCCGUCAACGAUGAUCACAAGAAAGUGAGAUUCUCCUCGUUACUUCGGAUGCCGGGAGUUCUUGUGUCGCCUCUGGAGUAACUAGAUCUUGAUGAUCUCCUCAAAACUUAUAACCUUCACCUCUUUAACUCGCAGACGCAAUCGAAUAAAGGAGAUAGAACACAUACCAUUUGAAAAACGCUCCAUCACCCACUGUACAAGUUCCAAAGGCGCCAAACCGGACGUUAGCAUAGUGACACAAAGACCUCAAUACCAAGAGCGGUAAGCAAAAAGUCAGGAAGGGAACGGCCGCUGCACGUGAACCUGAUCAGCUUAAAGACCUGCAAAUAAGCUUUAGUUCGGCCAACACUACCAUGACCAAACCAACUGGAGGCCACAGCACUGGGAUGCGCGCCACACCGGAAAGAGCCACUGACAAUACUAAGAAGACUGGGAUGUGGAGCCAUCUACGUUCAACUUUGUUAUGGUAGAAUUUUAAUAUCGUCAAAAUAUAGCAUGUUGACACACUUCCUCGUUCCGGUUCAGAUAUGUCUUCAGUCCGGAUUUGGUCCAGUUUUGAAUUUUAAAAACAAAGAAUUAAUAAUUAAAAUUUAUAUAUUUAACUAGAGAAAUUGGAGUAUAUAACCAAAAAAAACUAUAUUUCACUAAGUAACCAUUUUCUUCUCCCUCUCUUACUUUUCCUUUCUAUCUCUCUCUACCUUUCUUACCACAAAACUAAUAUUUUCCCCAAAAUGGUCAUUCAGCCAAUUAACUAAGCUUGUAUGUUAAAAAAAAACUAAGCUUGUAUGUUGGUGUAUACUCCCUCCGUCUCGAAAAAAUGUCAAUUUGACAUUUUUCACACUGAUUAAGCAAAUAAUUAAAAUGCAUUUAAGUUUUUAUUGAUUACACAUAUUCAAUCAAUAGUAAUACAUAUUCAAUCAAUAGUAUUUUAGAUAAAUAAAAUUAUUUAUAAAAUAAAUUAAUUUAUAAUUAAUACUAGACUGAAAGUUGUAUUAGAAUUAUAAAAUGACAUUUUGUGUAAAAAAAAAAAUGUUAAAAUGACACUUUUUCAAAAAAAAAAUAGAGGGAGUUUUAAUUUUAAGACUUUUUAUUUCUUUUAUUUUAGUUAACAUAAUAUUUGAAAAUUUAUUAUUAUCUCAUAUAUCAUUGAUAUUUGUAGAUGAGUUUUUUUGUUCAUCAAUAAAUGUUAAAUUUUAACAAAAGAUAUAAGAUAAUCUUGAUUGAGUUUUAUAAAACUUAUUUCUUCUAAUAAGUUUUUGUUGGGUUCGAGCCCAUUCCACUAAAUAGUACUAACAAAAAUAAAAUAAACUAUUCAUAGUCACUAUGUAACAUAUCAAACCAGCUCUCUUAUAAUUAUAAUGGUUUACCACGUUUGUAAUAAUAUAAUACACCAGCUCCAGGUAUCUUGUAACUGAAAAGAUCAGUAACUUAAUCUUGAAGUUGAAGUAUUAGAUUAUCAGUAAUGGGAAAACUCUUAAGAGUCUUUCAAAAGAAAAUGAAAAUAUUAAUAUUUAGUUAUAUACUCAUUUUUCUUUUAAAUAAUUAAGCUACUAAGCAAAUGACAUGUAGAAAAUUAUUUUUUCAUACAUGCAAUAAGAGUCUCUCAUACGAGAACCUCUUCAACCUCUUUUUUUCUACUUUUACACUAUUUUAUUUUUAUUUUUAAUGUGAGGGAACAUAGGAGAAAUCUCUAGUAAUGGUGCUCUUAAAUCCAAAAAGUUAAAAAUUGUAUUGGUAUUAUAUAUUGACAAAAGAGACAAGGUAUGAGUAUAAGAAUAUAUUUUUAAUUUUUACAUACCGUUUUCUGAAAGAAAAUAAUAUAUAUUCUAAUAAAUUUUUGGAGUUUAUACAUAAUUAUUAUGAUAAGAUGUUUUGGCUUACACAUAAAUUUUCAAAAUUAAUGAUAUAGUUAGGAAUUAGGUACAAACAUUAAUGUUAGUGAAAUGCAAAAAGAAACAUAAAUGUUAGUUAUGAUAAAGUAUAAUUAAAUGGACUUAAAAGUCGAAAUUGAUCGAACUUAAUUCUCAAAAACAAAAAAAAUGAUCGAACCAACCAUGAACGAGUGGGCAUUAGAGAAGGAGAUCCCGCAGGUCGUGGGGUUUGCAAUCUGACCCCAGUGUUACCAUUUAAGUGUUAUAACACCAGCGCAAAGUUAUUUACUUGUGUUUGGAUUCAAACUCAAUUAUGUCUCAUAUUUCCAUUUUCUGUGAGAUCCAAUAGAAAAUAGACAAACAACUAGAGAAGUGUAAAUUGAAAAUGUUAAAACUAUGCAAGACGAGAAAGUAAAUAAGUAUGUUGAAUUAAAACUUCUCCUAAUAAAGCCAAAACACAACCUCGGGAACCUCUUCUUCCUGCCAACUAUAAAAACAGACGCCACCAAAACAAUCCACUGAUUUAAAUUACUUGUUUGCGCUUAAAACAACACUGUUUUUGUGUGAUUAAAAUACACAGUAAGUUCUUAUUCCCAUGCAAUUUGUUUGUUGGACUGAAGCCAAAAUAGAUUCCAGAGGAUGCAUCUUUUUUUUUUUCCGCCAAGGUGUUGUUUAAAUUAAUCCAACGGGCCAAGCCCAGACGUCCGAAACUCAAUUACACAAAGAGCUAACAAAAAAAACGACCCACAAACGAAAUGGGCUACAGCAAUAACGGCCGAAGCCCAAGAAAAGUAGACGGCCCAAAAGCCCAAACAUUUAACCCGAACAGCUUGCCCUCGGGUCACGACAAGGAGGCUGGGAAUUGCACACGUGUAAGAAUCUAGGCCAUCAGCAUGCCACGCGUCACCCGCCUCAACUUGAUCUCACCCCCUUCGCACAGCCGCCGAAACUUACCACCGACAACCUCGUUUCACCGGAGCUCAGAACCUGAAGAGCCACCGGCGUAACCAUAACCACUCUACUCCGCUCUGUCUUCUCGCCGGAGAGAUCCAUCGAACUAACGAGAUCUCCUCCGACUAUGAACCACAACAAACCCUAAACAGGCGAGCCGAGAACCGCUACCAGAAGCAAACCGUACUUCUCACACCUCAAGCUAGACACCACAACCCAAAGGACCUCGGGUUUCAAGACGGCAGCGCGGAACUUUAGAAGCCUCCACUCUCCGUGACCAAAAGCCGGCGAAGACAGAUCUGACUGAGCCUCUCCUUCCCGGAAGCUAGAGCGGCGACGGUGAAACUGAGAAAGCUUUCACCUCCCGCAAAAGGCCGGCAUCGAUGGAGCUAGGGAAGCCUCCAUCUCCCGGAACACACUACCUAAACAUGCAAGCCACUCCAUCUCCGUCGGGAACCUCCAAUCGCUCGCGUCGUUACUCCAGAAGCUGAGCCACCGAUGAGGAUGGUUGCGGUACCAGAGCUCCGACAAGGCGGUCGAUGACGGAACUGCGAAGAAGGAGCGAAAGGGGACAACUUAUAAAAAAGAAAAGGGCUCCGGCGACGGCACGCACGCUCACGCGCCGGCCGUACGCCGGACCCAAACUGAGAUCUGGUUUCUCUCUCUCUUUUCUCUCUUCAACGAGUGUUUUUUUGUUUCAGGUGUGAAGAAUUCAGGAUGCAUCUAUACUGUGAAAUUUGUAGUGGUCAAAUAUGAAUUUAUUCUAGAGUAUGUACCCGUUCAAAAAGAGAGAGAGAGCGUAUGCACUACAGAAUGGACUGAACGUAAAACCAUUUCAAGAUUACGUAUAAAUAAAUAAAAUAUGAUUAUGUACGUAUUAGAAACGAAUUAAAUUCUUUAACAAAACAAAAAAAAGAUCCCCGUAUCAUCCAAAUAAUGAUUUAAUAUAGAAUGAGCUUGUUAUGCUAUAAUGAAUGUAAACUUUUUCCAACGGUUGUGUGGGAGAUAAUGACCCACAAUAAAAUAUCUGUAACUGGAUGAAAUAACGAGGAUAAUAUUUUCUAAUACUUAUAAUGAAGUAAAGGAUUAAAAAAUGAUCUUUCGAUCUAAUUUUUUGAGACAAACAUGUAGAGUGUAAAAUGUUUAACUAUGUGUGAAAGUAUGUUUGUAUUAAAAAACAAAUGUGUGAAAGUAAGUGAGUGUCUUCUCUUAAUCUUGAAUUAUUCUUUUUACAUUUUCAAUCGAGUUCAAUUACUUCGCAUAUUUCAGAUGCACACCCAGCUCCUCAGAUCUUGAACCGGCGUUAAACUGAGUCGACCUUGCUUAGACUUAGUCCUAUUUGAUCUUCGUUGUUCUAGAGUUCGUACCUCGAACUUGAGAUAGCCCAAAAUAUACAAGAUAAUUGGACCUCGACCAAUGGGAUCAUGAAUAUUAUAAAAAUUGCUUGUUUCAGAUGGACUUUAGAUGAACCGGAUCUCUAUGUGAACCUAUUCUAAUAUGUGGUUCCAGCCUCAGAGACAUUAAUAGUUGUUAUGUAUUAACGUAGUUUCAUUUCUUAAAUUUCCUUCUUCUUUUUUUGAAGAAAGGCUUAAUUAUUUCCUUUCUAAAUGUAAAUUAAAUAUUUUUCCUCAUUGGUGAAAAAUGAAACUACAAUCUAACUAUUUGUUUUGUAAGAUAUAGUUUAAAUCUUUGAAAGUUAAACGGUCACACAUUACUUUAAACUGUGGUAGUCUAUACACUCAUUUGACAAAUUUCAUUACUGUAUUUUUCUGAAAUGAUUAAAGAUUCCGAUAAGAAUGUAUUAUAUAAGAUCAAGAUUGAAUCCAACAUGCAUGAAUACCAAGCACAUGAACAAACACACAUUUAAUUUAGGGAUUAAUUGUCGUCUAGUUUUCUUUGUCGUUUUGAUUGAAACCAAAACUUGAGUUACAUGCAAAAUUUGAUGACACUACAAUUAUAUUUACCUGAUAAAAUAGAUUAUUAUGAAAUCCCAUGUGGCAAAGCCCUUCAAUACAAAAAGAUGGAGAAAAAUGGAACUAAAAUAUUAAUAAGAAAAAGAAAAACAAAUGUACACUAACUUGCUUAUAUAAAGACUUGAAGGACCCUUUGUUCCCCCAUCUCCUCAACAAUACUCACUCCCACUACAAAUUUUCAUUCAUUUAAACUCAGAACAAGACAAAACAAAAACUCUCCCAAAAAUGGCGAUAAUUUGCACAACAGCAUCUCCGGCAGAGAAAGAACAAGAACCAAAACAAAGUUUUGAAAACGAUCAAACUCCUCCAAUAGUUUUCAACCCUUCUCUUCUUAACCUCCAAUCUCAAAUCCCAAACCAAUUCAUUUGGCCAGACGAAGAGAAACCUUCCAUUGACAUUCCCGUGCUCAACGUGCCUUUCAUCGAUCUCUCGAGCCAAGACUCAACUCUAGAGGCUUCUAGACUCAUUGCAGAAGCUUGCACCAAACAUGGUUUCUUUCUCGUUGUCAAUCAUGGAGUCAGCGAGUCCCUCAUAUCAGACGCUCACCGUCUCAUGGGAAGUUUCUUCGACAUGCCUCUAGCCGGAAAACAGAGAGCUCAGAGAAAACUCGGUGAGAGCAGUGGCUACGCCAGUAGCUUCACUGGAAGAUUUUCCACCAAGCUCCCAUGGAAGGAAACACUCUCUUUCCGGUUCUCCAACGAGAAUAAUGGAUCACGAACCGUUCAGGAUUACUUCUCCUGUACACUAGGACAAGAAUUCGAGCAAUUUGGGAAUGUAUACCAAGAGUACUGUGAAGCCAUGAGCUCUCUGUCUCUAAAGAUCAUGGAGCUUCUGGGGCUAAGUUUAGGCGUAAACCGCGACUAUUUUAGAGGGUUUUUCGAAGAGAAUGAUUCGAUAAUGAGGCUAAAUCAUUACCCUCCUUGCCAGACACCAGAUCUUACAUUAGGUACAGGGCCUCAUUGUGAUCCAAGCUCUUUGACCAUCCUUCACCAAGAUCAUGUAAAUGGCCUUCAAGUCUUUGUUGACAAUCAAUGGCGAUCCAUUCCCCCCAAUCCCAAGGCUUUUGUCGUCAAUAUCGGUGACACUUUCAUGGCUCUAUCGAACGGGAUAUUCAAGAGUUGUUUGCAUAGAGCGGUUGUCAACAGAGAGAGCGCAAGGAAAUCGAUGACGUUCUUCUUGUGUCCGAAGAGAGACAAAGUUGUGAAGCCACCAAGUGAGAUUUUGGACAAGAUACCAAGGAGAUACCCUGAUUUCACUUGGCCUAUGUUCCUUGAGUUUACUCAAAAGCAUUACAGAGCAGAUGAAAACACUCUUGAUUCCUUUUCAAACUGGGUCAUCACCAACAAAAAUCUCAUCUAAGAAACCAAAUUACUAUCGAAAUCUUGUCUUUAUUGUUACUACUAAGUGUCUUUUGUUCUCGUGGUGAAAUGCAUUCACAAGGGUUUGAAAGUCUUUUUGUUUUUUUUUGUCACAAUGAUUCAAAGUUCAGAAACAUUUGUAUAUUGUUCCAAGCAUUACCGUGUGGAAUAUGAAUGCUCGUUAAAUUAAAUACUUUAAAAGUUUAAAAAACAAACUAGCUAGCUGUAACGAGUUGGGAAUGAAAAUGUUAGUAUUUUACUAUUUUCAAGAUUUCAGAGUGUUUUCUACUAAUUAAUAACUAAAUUGUCAUUACAAUCUGAUUUAUUGUGAUAAAAAAAAUCUGAUUUAUUAAUUUGAGAUCGUUAUAUAGAACUAACUUUUGGUCAUAUUCUAUAUUAGUGAAAAUGCCAUUAAAAUAAUGAAGACAUCAAUAUCUAGUUCAGCAUAAUUUAAACUAAAAUGUGAACUACUGCGAAUAUACAAUUGUUCACAUAUGAUUAUUUAUAUAUUAAUAACUAAAAAUAUAGUAAUAUAAUAAUUAUUAUAUUUACAUCUAAUAUUUUAUCUUAAUUUAUUUUAUUUUUAAGAAAUUUUAAAAAUCUUUCAUAUCGUAAGAAAUUUAAUUUUCUCUAUACAUCUAUAUUAUUAAAACUGAAUUAUUUUUUAAAAAUAACCCUUCUUUCACUCUAAUAAUUACAAUUUAUACCACUGUAUUUAAUAAUUAUUAAUUAAUUAGCUAUAAAUCAUUUUUUUGUUAGAAUAUUUUCUAAGCAAACUUACUAUUAUACUCUAGUCAAACUUACCAUUAUUUUCUAACCGAAAUAUUUUCUAAUCAAUUUAAAAUAUGAUAUACAAAAUUUAAAAAUGAUUUAUUAAUGUAUAUUAUUAUUUCAUUUCACAUACAAAAUAUAAACUAUAAAUGUUAUAUUAAAAAAUAUAAAAUUAUUCAAAUAUAUGUUAAAUAAUUUGAAGAUUAAUAUUAUU
Messenger RNA from Brassica rapa (field mustard), 7968 nucleotides. RefSeq names its product gibberellin 20 oxidase 2. The record is from RefSeq and is a predicted model, not a curated record. NCBI's taxonomy places the organism in Eukaryota, Viridiplantae, Streptophyta, Magnoliopsida, Brassicales, Brassicaceae.